UUGCCAGCAGUUUACAUUAAUUAAACCUGACUUGAGGACAAGCAUACAUAGCAUUGCACAGCUUUGUCGCUUACUUCAAGGCACUUCAAGACAGGGCAUUUGCGAAAUGGCCGACCUCAAGAGCUGGAAGAUGGACUUUGAGUCAUUAAUACCCGACCGGAAGUCUCAAACGGACCCGCCCGGCUACGACGCGUCGAUUGCCAAGGACCCGAUCGGGAUGCUCAGCAGCAGCAAGGCGAAGGACAAGAACGCGUUGGCGCGGAGGCAGCAGGCGCUGUAUGCCAAGGCCACGGCGCCCAUCAAGCAAGUGGGCAUGAUGUGCUUCAUGGCCUGGAUGUUCGGCAACUCAAUUCAGAUCUUCUCCAUCUUCAUGACGUUCAACCUCAUCUCCGCGCCCGUGUCCGCAAUCAUGAGCUCCGGAGAAGUCUUUCCCCGGGACGAGGAGUGGAAGCAGCUGGACACGCUCACGCCGCGCGCGCUGUAUUGCCUGGUGAACCUUGGGCAGCUCAUAUUCGGGCUGUACAAGCUGAGUGCUAUGCGACUGCUGCCGUCCUCGCCCAGCGACUUCAUCUCCACUAUGCCGGUGCCACCUGUGCUGGAGCACGCGUACCCGGCGCUAUGAUUCGGGGCUGGGAAUGGUGCAUGCGUGUACUCGGCGCUCACAACGGUGCCUGUGGUGCGACUGUUGGGCUGCCGGCCAAGCUGGAGGCUGAGUCUCUCCCCUGCGUGAUGAGGGCUGUGAGUAUGGAGACUGCGCAGGCACGGUUUUUGCUGGAUGCGAAUGUGUGACGGAAUGCAGUCUUUGGGUGGACGUUGGCGUUUCGGGGCGGUCAGGCUGCAGGCGGUGCAUAGCAACCGAAGCCACAAUGCACUGAGUGCCGCCGCGCGGGAAGCCGGGAAUCCUUUCUGAUGUCUUGCGUACUGGACGCGAACGCCUAUAUGUGGCAAGCCAACGCGGUCUGCCGCAAGCACGCGUGUUGGGAGGGCGUUCAUGCUGCUUGGCGGAGUGUUAAGUGCACUACUGUUAGGAAAGCACAAGGGAAUUGGCGCUGUGUGUCCGAAUCUGCUUUGUAACAAUAGCUUCGA
This is a messenger RNA of Chlamydomonas reinhardtii, 1086 nucleotides long. RefSeq lists its product as uncharacterized. Lineage: Eukaryota; Viridiplantae; Chlorophyta; Chlorophyceae; Chlamydomonadales; Chlamydomonadaceae. Gene Ontology annotation, biological process: protein folding in endoplasmic reticulum. Bases 107 to 622 code for a protein of 171 amino acids. The record is from RefSeq and is a predicted model, not a curated record. The transcript has 5 exons. Gene Ontology annotation, cellular component: EMC complex.